UCGACUUUCCCAAACGCAACGCUGCCUGCUGGGACUUCGUAACCAUUAUUGUCACCUGAGAGAGAGAGAGAGAGAGAUGGCGGACAAGCCAAGCAGAGCAUUGGUGUUGUACGGAGAUGGGUUGGCCUCAUUCAUCUCCCCGUCUCAUACCCACCUCCAUUCCUUGGCUUCUCUCGCCUGCUGUGGCUUCUUGACCCUCCCUCAUUCCCCUCCUCUUCCUUCUGAAAAUGUAGAUUCAAGAAUAAUUAGAGAUUUUGCGGAGCUAGUGGAUAGUUCUGAAGCUUAUAACAAGGGCAAUCUGAAAGAAUAUUUGGAAGCUGAAUCUCCUAUUCCAUCUAUAUCUGAGAGGUUUAUGGGGAUGAAAGCUGCUGUAAUUACUAAUAAUUCAAAUUUACAAUGCUUCGGGAGCAAACUUGGAUUAACCAUGUUGCAGUCAAAUGAGGUAAUUGACAGUGGCCUUUCCCUGGCUGAUUCAUCAAUUGUGGCCUCUCAAUUGCUGAAGUUGCUUGGAUUUGAAGGAGGGAAAACUUUAGAGACAAGCCAGUUUGAUUUACUUUUUGUUCACAUAGGAGCUGGUGAAGAGCCAAAUGGUCUUUUGGACCUUGAACAUGUCAAUGAUUUAAUUGGUGCAUUACUGCACAUAGCAAAACCUGGAAAUGAGAUUAGCUCUCGGUUGCAUCUGUCUGUUAUAUUGAGUUAUGGAAACUUCACUGAUGAAAAUCCAAAUCUUUGUUUCUCUGUUGCCGAGCAUGAUAGUAACUCUGAGCUAUCUGUCCUUUUCCCCCGUCAAAGCUACACAAUGAAAGGAGGGAAGCUGCGAGAAAAUGUUAGGCACCUCUAUCCGAUGUUAAUUGCUCAAUGGCAGAAUGCUGUAACUCGCAAAGAUGUUGUUGAGACCUAUUCCUUUUCAGAUUUUAAAGAGCAUGGAGGAUACCUUUUGAUACCUGCUGAUAGAUUUCUACACGAAGUGGCAUUUAAGCUUUGGAAGGCCCCAAAGUAUGGAGCUUGAAGUUGAGGCAAAUUGUGAAGCUUGAGCAACGACUGGGAAUUAGUUAAUACUAUAGAUAAAAAGUAUUUCACCAUCUUUUUCCCAUUCCUAUGGUUGGAUGGAGAAACAGUCUAUCCGCAUGGAUUUGGUCUUUUCAAGUAUAGGGCCAGAUUUAUCUUCUUGUUUUUGCUUGUAUUUACUCAUGAAACGAAGGUAAUUCACCUGCGAGAGGCUGAGCACUCAGUCACAAUAAUUGUACGAGACAAUGUACAUUGUAGGCAACAAAUGUUGACAGUUAAGGAACAAUUGUAUAUUCUAAGACAAUAGGUGUAAAAUAAUAAUCAUAAUCAUAAUAGAUUUUUACCUUUUUGU
Messenger RNA from Coffea eugenioides, 1360 nucleotides. RefSeq lists its product as uncharacterized. Bases 77 to 1009 code for a protein of 310 amino acids. NCBI's taxonomy places the organism in Eukaryota, Viridiplantae, Streptophyta, Magnoliopsida, Gentianales, Rubiaceae. The transcript is spliced from 6 exons. The record is from RefSeq and is a predicted model, not a curated record.